Molecule: messenger RNA, 1008 nt
Organism: Rhagoletis pomonella (apple maggot)
Lineage: Eukaryota; Metazoa; Arthropoda; Insecta; Diptera; Tephritidae
Product: serine protease 7-like
Exons: 2
Biological process (GO): proteolysis
Molecular function (GO): serine-type endopeptidase activity
Source: RefSeq, a predicted model, not a curated record
AUUGAACAAAUUUGCGAUCAAUUUAAAUUUUACCAUCGUCCUUUCUGCGAACCUGUGAAUCCGCAAAACCCACAAACCACCAACAUCUACCUACCGUCGUCAUCUGUUACCGAUGUCAAACCGGAAAAUUCGCUAUUCACAAUCCGCACCAUUUGCAGCUCUACCAUACAUCUGGGCGAGUAUGAUAUCGCCAAAGAAAUCGAUUGUAUACAACAAGAUUGCAACAACAAAGUCGUAAAAUUGGGCUACGAACAGGUGAUCCCACAUCCACAAUACCAGCCCAACAACAAUAACCGUCAUCAUGAUAUUGCGCUCAUACGACUGGCAGAGGACGUGACAUAUUCGGAUUUCAUUAGGCCAGUUUGCUUGCCGUUGGCCAGCACACGUCAGGCCAUCAAUGUGGGCGAAUUGCUUACAGUAGCCGGCUGGGGGCGCACAUUACUCGCACGUCAGAGCAAUGUGAAGCAAGAAUUGGCAGUGCCAGUUGUGGAACAUGAUGCAUGCGCACGUAAAUUUUCAUCAAGAAAUGUCAAUCUGAUUACGUCGCAGCUCUGCGCUGGCGGUGAGUUUUCCAAGGAUAGCUGCGAUGGCGACUCUGGUGGCCCAUUGAUGCGCCAAAGUACCAACAACCGUUGGUACCUGGAGGGUGUUGUGUCUUUUGGCAAUCGUUGCGGUCUGGAGGGAUGGCCGGCGGUAUAUACGCGUGUUGCUGAUUACGUGGAUUGGAUUGAGCAGUCGUUGCGGCCGUAACUGUUGUGCAAUAUUGCUAAAGGUGGGCCCAAAAGUCAGUCAAUAUGCUUACGGUAUGCUGCGCUGAAGCUUGGCAGCAAGUGCUCUGAGCAUUUGUUUUUAUGUAUACAUACAUACAUAUGGUAUAAAUGUAAUUUAAUUUCAUCGGCAUGUUGGCUUGCAUUUAUGUAUAUCUUAUGGAAUUGUCAGUUUGUUAAUAAUAUGAACAUAAAUACUUUUGUAUGCGUAAGUUUUUAAUGGUAAUUAAUAAAAAGUAUA